This is a messenger RNA of Lycium barbarum (goji berry), 474 nucleotides long. RefSeq lists its product as uncharacterized. Lineage: Eukaryota; Viridiplantae; Streptophyta; Magnoliopsida; Solanales; Solanaceae. Bases 1 to 474 code for a protein of 157 amino acids. The record is from RefSeq and is a predicted model, not a curated record. The transcript has a single exon.
AUGAGUAUGAUGGGAGAAUUAAAAUUCUUCUUGGGACUACAAAUCCAUCAAACUGACAGUGGAAUAUUUAUAUGUCAAGCAAAGUAUGCCAAGGAACUCGUUCAAAAAUUUGGAAUGUCUGACUCAAAAGCUAUGGGAACUCCAAUGAGUCCUACUUGUACUCCUGAUAAGGAUGAGACAGGAAAACCUGUCGAUGAAACUAAAUAUCGCGGUAUGAUUGGAUCGUUGCUUUACCUAACUGCUAGGCGACCAGAUAUUAUGUUUAGUGUGUCAGGUGUGCUAGAUUUCAAACUGCUCCAAAGUAAUCUCAUCUUACUGUUGUCAAGCAUAUUAUUAGAUACCUUCAUGGAACAACUAACUAUGGUUUAUGGUAUCCUAACUCCAAUGAUUUUACACUUGAAGGUUUUUCAGAUGCACACUUUGCAGGUGAUAAAGAUCAUAGAAAAAGUACCAGUGGUACUUGCCAGCUUCUAG